Messenger RNA from Centropristis striata (black sea bass), 1667 nucleotides. It is a transcript of the gene rfk, whose product is annotated as riboflavin kinase. Gene Ontology annotation, cellular component: mitochondrion. The transcript is spliced from 4 exons. The coding region runs from base 472 to 981 and encodes 169 amino acids. Lineage: Eukaryota; Metazoa; Chordata; Actinopteri; Perciformes; Serranidae. The record is from RefSeq and is a predicted model, not a curated record. Gene Ontology annotation, molecular function: riboflavin kinase activity. Gene Ontology annotation, biological process: riboflavin biosynthetic process; FMN biosynthetic process.
CGCGGUCAAUGACGUCAGCAGCAGCGUUACCGAGGCAGAUGUUGUACAACACAUGAAAUAUUACCGGCAGUCUGUAAGCUCCGGAGCUUCCUUACCAACGUCAAACUGUGAGUGGACCUAAAUGAGCCCGGGAUCGUCAUCUUUUGAGUAUUGUUGUCCAUCCAAAGCCUUUCGGCGAAACCCGUUUGAGGAACAGGGGUGCCUGUAUUGAAGCUAGCGGUAGCUACCUUAGCUAGUGUAGCUGGUGAACUUUUACCUUCGCAGAGUAACCGUCAACUUUAUCCAGCAAGCUAAUCGGCAGGUGAAGCUAUUGGCUACGUUGACGGACUUUGAACUGUCCUAGUGUUAAGAUUUCAGUAUCGCUAGCUGUCACAGAGUUGCUAUCAGUAGUGCUGGCUGAGUAGCCAGAGCCACUUCCUUGUGUCGUUCGAGGUCAGUCUAAGAGAGCCAGCUGUUAUCUGGAAGCUAGUCAUGAAGAGCCUUCCGUAUUUCUGCCGGGGAGAGGUCAUCCGAGGAUUUGGGAGAGGAAGCAAAGAACUGGGAAUUCCCACUGCCAACUUCCCUGACUCAGUGGUGGAUAAUCUUCCAGCAGAUAUUGGCACAGGGAUCUACUAUGGCUGGGCCUGUGUUGGUAAUGGUGAUGUCUACAAGAUGGUGAUGAGCAUUGGCUGGAACCCUUACUAUAAAAAUACCAAGAAAUCUAUGGAAACCCAUGUGAUUCACACAUUCAAAGAGGACUUUUAUGGGGAAAUUCUCAGUGUUGUCAUGGUGGGCUACAUCCGUCCAGAGAGAAGCUACAGCUCACUUGAAGCGCUCAUUUCAGCCAUAAACAACGACAUUGAGGAGGCAAAGUUCAAGCUGGAGCUCCCAGAGCAUCUCAAACUGAGAGAAGACAACUUCUUCACCAGCAUUCCCAGCUCGUCAUCAGCCCUGACCCCCUCCACCGCCACCACAUCACAGACUAUUAUGAAUGGGCACUGACCGCUGGCCGUGACUGUAGCACUUUGUGCACACACUCCGGCACACACAACAGAAAAACAGCGGUUUCUGUAUGCACGCACAUGUGCAUGUACUCUAAAAAUGCAAAGCCUCAUUCUCACAUCUAUUAGCUGUCAUCAUGGCUGCACUUAGACAUAUUCAAACAACCAUUCAUUUUUCAUGUGUCUCAACUGUUAAAUUUCCUGUAUGAGCUUCUUGCAGACAGCCAUUAACUGAAUAGAUGUUUAUUUCUAUAUAUCCACACCAGAUUGCCUCAUCUAACAGCAUAAUUAUUUAUGAAGCUCUUGGUCUUGUUGGUCCUGAUGUAUCUUUUAUGUGAGAAGGUACCUAAAAAUACAAGUUUUGUGAUGAAGUAUGACCACAAAAUACACAUGACUCAGUACAACUUGUGUAUAUAUAAUGAAAGACACCAAAGGACCGUGGACUAAACUCUGUGAACACUAUCUUGCCAAGGUCAAAAAUACAAUACUUAUGUGCUUUUCUAUUGACAUUUGUUUCUGUGUCAGAUGGUUAGAAAGUCUGGGCAUUAUUAUCUGUAGCAAAAACAUUGGUCGCACUGUUAUUUUCUUUAAACAAUGUGGCUAAAUGCAAGGCAACUGUGUGAGGACAAGGAGAUUAAAUUAUGAAAUUAUAUAAAUGUAAUGGUAUUAAAGUAUCCUUGCAUUCUC